AUGGCUGAGUUGACUCUUUGCACGCAGGACGUCAGAAAGGCUUCGGCGCUCCCUAAGCCUGCCUCGCGCCUUCCUCAGAUCUCAUCGCCGCCACGGCCUCUGGGGGAGCUCCAGAACGGCAGCAUGAACGCGCGCAGUGGCAUACCCCCGCCGAUGAGCCACAAGCACAAGCCAUCGAGCUGUAAAUCGGUCCUGCCCAUGUACUUACCCGAGCCGGCGACGAAAGUCCGACGAACGCUGGCCGACAGGGCCGGGGAUGUCGUCAAUCGCAAACCCACCGCACCCCCGAGCGCGCGACCGCUGUCGACCAGUGUUAAGAGCGCUGUGACAAGGAAAGAGCGCGGCUUCUCAGCGUCCACGUCCACGUCCAUGUCCCGCGCCGGCACCAGACCCGCUUCACGAAGCGCAACAACUACCGGGUUCAGCGCGAGCAUGGGCCCCGGUGCCAAACCACCAAGACCUCGAUCGGCCUACGGCCAGUACACCGGUACACAUGUGCGCAGCAAGUCUCAUCAUUCGACUGCGCGCCCGGCGACAUCGCUGUAUCGCCGCGACGAGGAGGAAGAUGAAGAAGAAGAGAGAGGUGUGCAACCAUUUCUUAUAUCUACAAACCCUGGCGAGAGCUUUAAAGCUCCCAGGAAAUCGCGCUCAGCUCACCAGUACCGCCCACACUCCGUCAACAUACCAGCACAGCAAUCGCGUCCUUUGUCCCAUGUACGAUCGAUAUCAUCCCCCGCGUUUCGCCCGAUCACACCAGUACAGGAGGAACCUACCGAUGCCGACUGUGAGGAUAUCUGCAGGAGUCUGAAAGCGUUCAAUCUGCGCGCUUCAGACGCAGACGAUCACAUUGUUGGCCUCGGACGUGGUAUAUCCUGUUCUGGUGAGGGCGAGAAACCCUUCCUCAAGCCGCCACUGCUUUCGCGACUCCCUCAUGCAACACCUACGCGCCAGCCUCCGCUGCCGAGCCCCACUCGGCCUGCUUCUACACCUCGAACUUCGCGCAGGCGCUUUCUUAACAGAUUUACUAACGACCAAUGUCCAGAUUUCUACGACGAUCGAAUGGAAGCCAUGGAGCAGCAGUUCACUGCGUUCAAGGAGAAGAUGGAGACGGACAUGCAGAAGGCGACAGAUCAAAAAGAGAGCAUUCAGCAGCUCCAGAGUCGAGUUACGGAACUCGAAGCCAUCCGCGCCCGCCUGGAGACUGUCAACAGAGACCUGGAGACGGACUUGAAAGACGCCAAAAGCUGCAUGAAGACGAUGGAGAUGGAAAUGGAGAUGAAAAACCGAAACGCUGCAUUCGAAGCCGACGACACAAGGCGCAAGCACCGCAACGAGAUCGAGGACUUGGAGAACAAGCAUUCCAAGGCCGCCCAUCGAUGGCAGUCAGAAAAAGACGCGGCAGAAGAGAAGAUCCGCAAGAACUUCGAGGCACAGAUCGACAAGCUCCUAAAGGAGCACAAGGAACAACUGGACGAACUCAAUGCGAAAUUAUCAAAGGAGACCGAAUUCGAGCGAAACCGACAACUGCAGAAGGAGCAGGAAGUGGAGGCUGAAUAUGCCUCAAAGCUGCGGGCCGCAAACAUCGAGGCCGAUGCUAAGCAACGGGAGUUGCAGCUCGUUCAGGGAGAUCUGACUAACGUCAAGUCGGAGCUGGACCGAGAACGCGCUCUGAAGAACGCGCUCUCGGGUCAAUUGACAGACGCGACGACCAAGAACCUCACGCUUGAGUCGGCAAAUACGGCUAUGAAGGAGAAGAUCAACUUCCUCGAGUCGGACAGCCAGGCGCAGUCAUCGGCCUACAACGAUCUCCACAGGCGCAUGCAGGAGGCAAUUGAAGCCGCCGAGGAAGCGCACGAGAAGCUGCGUCAAGAAGAGACGCUGCGAAGAAAGCUGUUCAACCAGGUACAGGAGCUGAAGGGCAACAUCAGAGUCAUGUGUCGUGUCCGACCAGCGCACGCAUCUGAAACAGACCCAGCCAAGAUCUCGUUUCCUGAUGUCGAUACCGACAGCAAGGAGGUGGCUAUCCAAGGACCGGAGAAGAUUAGUGCAACCGGCAAGGACAUCACCGCCUCAUACCAGUAUUCGUUCGAUCGCGUCUUCGGUCCUAAGUCGCAGAAUCUCGAGGUCUUCGAUGAAAUCAGCCAACUGGUGCAGAGUGCACUCGAUGGAUACAAUGUGUGUAUUUUCUGCUACGGUCAGACUGGUUCUGGCAAGACAUACACAAUGUCUUCAGCAGACGGUAUGAUUCCGCUCGCGACAGCACAGAUUUACGCAGAAGCCAAGCGUCUGGAAGAGAAGGGCUGGCGCUACAAGAUCGAAGGCUCGUUCCUCGAAGUCUACAAUGAAACGUACAACGACCUGCUCGGCCGUUCUGAGGAUCUCGACAAGAAGAAGGUUGAAGUUCGACACGAUCCUGUGAAGAAACAGACGAACCUUGAGAACACCGUCAGCAUCGAACUCGAUGGCCCAGACCGCGUCACCGAACUACUGAAGACAGCCGACAAGAACCGAACCGUAGCCGCUACAAAGGCCAACAUGCGUUCUUCUCGAUCGCAUUCGGUCUUUAUUCUUAAGCUUGUUGGUACCAACGAAAUCACUGGCGAAAGAAGUGAGGGCACGCUCAACCUUGUCGAUCUCGCUGGUUCGGAACGUCUUGAGCACUCGAAGGUGGAGGGCGCACGUCUCAAGGAGACCCAGAACAUCAACAAGAGUUUGAGUUGUCUUGGGGAUGUCAUCAAUGCACUUGGGUCGGCAAAGGAGGGCGGUCACAUCCCGUACAGAAACUCGAAGUUGACUUACCUCCUUCAAUACUCGCUUGGCGGCAACUCGAAGACCCUCAUGUUUGUCAUGGUCAGCCCGCUGCAAGCCCAUUUGCAAGAGACGGUCACCAGUCUCAAGUUCGCAACAAAGGUACACAACACACAUAUUGGUACUGCGAAGAAGCAGACAAAGACUGCGUAGGUGCUGUCAUCUAGAGGAAAGUUGGGCGAUAUGGAAGGUUAUGGCUAAGGGUGCCAGUCGUGUAUGUAUUGUUUCCGCGGCGGCCCUUGAAGUGUUCGAGGUCGUUUCGCUAUCAUAUCUGUGCUUAGAGCGUGUUUAAACCAGGGGAGCAUCUGCAGCCCAUGGCUGGCUCGUCCCUCAUGAUUGCGUACCUCAUCGGCGUUGGGCACUCGGGUUUUGAAUAGCAAUGCAUGAUGACC
This is a messenger RNA of Boeremia exigua, 3200 nucleotides long. Its product is annotated as P-loop containing nucleoside triphosphate hydrolase protein. The transcript has 4 exons. Bases 1 to 2961 code for a protein of 986 amino acids. Lineage: Eukaryota; Fungi; Ascomycota; Dothideomycetes; Pleosporales; Didymellaceae. Gene Ontology annotation, molecular function: microtubule motor activity; microtubule binding; ATP binding. Gene Ontology annotation, biological process: microtubule-based movement. The record is from RefSeq and is a predicted model, not a curated record.